Molecule: messenger RNA, 1511 nt
Organism: Phragmites australis (common reed)
Lineage: Eukaryota; Viridiplantae; Streptophyta; Magnoliopsida; Poales; Poaceae
Exons: 11
Coding region: 101-1195 (364 amino acids)
Source: RefSeq, a predicted model, not a curated record
CCCAAAGCGAGCAGCGUACUCGCACAUCUCGAUUCCAUCCCGAUCGACUUGAACCGGCGAGUCGGACCAAGCACCAACCCCGAGCGACUCCGACGAGAUAAUGUCGCCGAAGCCCUCCGCCUCCGCCGCGGCGGACAGCAGCGGGAGCGCAUCCACCUCUCGCUCGGCGUCGACGGCGAGUUCAACACCAUUGCAAGUAAUUCAUAUUUUGGGAAACUUCAUGAGAAUUUGGUCCGUUUACUCCUUAUAUAGCUACCUAUCCAACAGUGGGGAUUCAAUAGUUAGUUUUAUCUUCAGUUGUCUUGUACCCACUUCAAUCGUCUUCUUGGUCCUACAGAAGCCUUGGAAAGGCAGGCCUUUGCCCAACUCACAGGUUGUUCCUACAGUUGUCAAUGGAGGAAUCCUGGCGUUAUACUUUGUAUUAUGGGGUAAAGGACUUCUUGCUUGUGGCCCACUAGUCGCUCUGCUGGCGGAGUAUGCAGGUGCUGUUCUUGGAGUUCUCUCUGCUGCUUUAUAUGGAAGGAAAGUUAAUAUCUGGAAAAAGAGUGGCGGGCUUGCUGCUAUGUUGGUAGCAUAUUAUCUCUUAUCAAAUGGGUGGUCCACAAGAACACAUUCCCCGAUAUAUAGCUUUGGAAGUGAACCACUGGAGAAGGCAACACAAACUAUUGGAAUGAAAGAAAUGGUGGUGCCACUUACUGCUGGAAUUUUAUCCGCUUUAAGGAGAGUAUUAGCUCGGCGUGUUUCUCUCAAGAAUCAACUUAAGAGGCGACUUCAUGCUAUAUCUAUUGCUUCUGCGACUUGUUUUCUUUUUCCAUUUGCAAUGUGGGAUACAAUCCUAGGCUCAGCAUCUGAGAGUAUAGUUAAACUACAAUUACCAAGUUGGCCAUACUUGAGUACUGUUUUGUUCGGGAUUGUGCUUAUAUUCUAUGUGGACAAUGUUGCUGAGGAAAAGUUGCAUCUGGUCUUUUCUUCUCCAAGGCACCUAACGGUUUCAACAGGUUGCAUAAUUGUUUUCGAGAUAUUGUACAAAAUGGAUUUCUCCCUUUUGGGAUUUCUGCUCUGUUCCGUCAUUUUGGGAUUUGGUAUUUUUGAAGCAACAUCCUUGGAGCACUCAAAGAAAAGCCCUUUAGAGGCACAUGAACUAUCAAAUGGAGGGUUCCACAAUCAGUUGCCGAUUUCAGCUCUUCCAAGCUGAAGAACAUAUAACCUUGUACUAACAUGAGAAAUGGCCGCUGCUGCACAGCUCAGAUGCGAGGUUGCUAUUCUGUCUGAAGGUUUGAACCAGACAGAAAUCUUUGCAUGUUUUAACCUGCCAAUUUGCCUGUGAUCAUUCUUGUUCGUGGCGGCUAUCACCAUCCCUGUAACUCGCUGUAGAUGUAUAUCCAUACUGGCCUUGCAGGUAAUGCGAUUGUCACUUGUACCGUCUCCUUGUAGUGAUGAAAUUUUGCUGUUCUCACUUGGACACGCAGAUUAUUUUAGCUACGACCGAAAUGUGUGAUCCAUUGAUGAAA